Messenger RNA from Acanthamoeba castellanii str. Neff, 1026 nucleotides. RefSeq names its product inositol polyphosphate multikinase alpha, putative. The transcript is spliced from 7 exons. The record is from RefSeq and is a predicted model, not a curated record. Gene Ontology annotation, biological process: inositol phosphate biosynthetic process. Gene Ontology annotation, molecular function: kinase activity. Gene Ontology annotation, cellular component: cytoplasm; nucleus. Lineage: Eukaryota; Discosea; Longamoebia; Acanthamoebidae. The coding region runs from base 1 to 1026 and encodes 341 amino acids.
AUGUUCAACAAACGGCUCGAGCCGGUAGAUGGCGAUGGCGGUGGUCGUCCUGGUCUGGUGCGAGCGUCGUCAGCACCGGCGGCAACGACGGCAGGGAGCGAGGGGGCUGAGGUGGUGUCGAUAGGUCCGUCGUCUCUCUCGACGUUCACGCAGCAGGUUGCGGGACACAAGGGCGAGGACCAGAUGCUGCUGGACGAGAGCGGCCGCAGCAUUUUCAAACCCCUUAACAGGCAGGAGGCACGCUUCUACGACCUCCUCAAAACCCAUCUCACCUCUCCAUCCUUUCCGGCCCACUUCUUUCCUGGAUUUCUUGGCACUACCAACCACAACGGCAGAGAAUAUAUACAACUGGAGAACUUGACGUAUGGCAUGAAGCAGCCCUGCGUAUGUGACCUCAAGAUGGGCGGCAACUCCAAGGGAACGAACGCAGAGGCGGGGAUCGUGAAGGGGUUCAAGCAAAACGUGGUGAAGAGCAUCACCACGUCGCGCACCCUCGGGUUCCGCAUCGUGGGCCUCCGCUCCUACCAGGUCGACACAGCGACCUACAUCUCCAAAAGCGACGCCAUCCCGGACCACUUCAUCUUCCGGUCGUCGUCCAUCCUGCUCUUGUACGACGGCGACAACGACAACGGCGAAGGAGGAAUGGUCGAUGUCAAGAUGAUUGACUUCGCACACUCGUAUGCCCAAGAGGAGAAGGGGAAGAUCGAUGAGGAGUACUUGCACGGCAUGCGGCACCUGCGCCGCAUACUGGAGGAUCUCUACAAGCGGGAGAGUCUCGUGGGUGGAUCCACCGCCGGCGGUCUGGUAGCCACCACCCUCGAACGCCGACGCGGUCGACGACGACAAAGCCCACGCGGCGACAACAGCCACCAAGACCUGCUGCGCGACCUAGAGUCUUCUCUGGCAGCGGACGGCGAGGCCGAGCCGGACCCGGGCGAGGCCGAUCCGGAGUUUCACGCCACGUGGCUCAUCGCCGCGCACCCGCUCGCCUUCGCCCACUUCUUCUUUCGCUUCGUUAUCCCUUGA